UCUCGUACGGGUUCUGCACAUCCUAAAUCAAAUCCUUCGCGAUUCACCGAUGCAGAAAUACCAUCCGAAAAUAACAAUCACGAUUUUUGUAAAUAUAACGAGACAGCGAUCCUGGUACGACGUUGUACAUUUUAUGCGUCGUGAUCACGUUCAAUGGAUACCUCAGUAUCAGUUUACUUGGAGCUGUUACAAACUAUUAAGAGAAUGUAAUUAAGCUGAGAAUGUAGAUAAUGCCGCGUAUAUUAAACUUGGGAUAGUUGAAAUAUCCUACCAUCAGCGUUUAACCACGUCUCACGUUUCAAUUCCUUCAAUCGCGUCAAAAGGGUCAGGAUGGUGCAGUGGUGGAAUUAAUUCAGCGCUCUCGUGCAAAGCUAGGAAAGAUGCCGCGGUUAACAUGGAAGGACAGUUUCUGGUUCGUCAGAUAUACGAUGAUGAAAUUACAUAUAACAUCAUAUCGGCAGCUGUCAAUCGGCUCAACAUUCCAGCGGACGAAAUCCUCGAGCUGUUCGGCAGGAUGUUCUUCGAGUUCUGCCAGGAUUCCGGCUACGACAAGAUUCUCCAGGUGCUUGGGGCUACGCCCAGGGACUUUUUGCAGAACUUGGACGCCCUUCACGAUCAUUUAGGCACUUUGUAUCCGGGAAUGAGGGCGCCCUCUUUUCGGUGCACCGAGAGACCAGGGGAUGGAGCGCUCAUAUUACAUUAUUACUCCGAUCGACCUGGUUUGGAACACAUUGUGAUUGGCAUCGUCAAGACCGUGGCGAAGAAGCUUCACGGCACGGAUAUAGAAAUGCGGAUAUUGAAGACGAAAAACGAAUGCGACCACGUGCAGUUUUUGAUCACGAACACGUCCGGUCCUGGGGUCGUUUCAAAUCCCAUGAUCGCGGAACUUGAAACCUUAUCUGUCGAACCAAAAGUGAGCCCUAUGACCUUUUGCCGAGUUUUUCCAUUCCAUCUGAUGUUCAACCGGGACCUUACCAUAGUUCAGACUGGAUGCACUAUAACUCGAGUUAUCCCUCAAGUGUGCUCUGGUAAUUGCAAGUUGAACGACAUCCUUCUGACUGUGAGACCACAUUUAGAGUUAACAUUCGAGAACAUAUUGUCACACAUCAACACGGUUUACGUGUUACGAACGAAAAAGGGUGUAAUGCAAGUGGAUUCUUCCGAAGAAUAUUCGUACCUACGUUUGAAAGGGCAAAUGUUGUACAUACCUGAGUCAGACCUCGUCACCUUUCUCUGUUAUCCUAGCGUUAUCAACUUGGAUGACUUAACCAGGCGAGGUUUGUAUCUGAGCGACAUCCCCCUUCACGACGCCACCAGAGAUCUCGUGCUGAUGUCAGAGCAAUUCGAGGCUGAUUACAAAUUAACGAGAAACUUGGAAUUGCUUACCGAUAAAUUGCAACAGACGUAUCGUGAGCUCGACGGCGAGAAGCAGAAAACCGACAGGUUGUUGUACUCUGUGCUGCCCAUUUCCGUGGCGAACGAGCUGAGGCACUCGAGGCCGGUUCCUGCGAAGAAGUAUGACUGCGUGACCUUAUUGUUCUCCGGGAUCGUUGGUUUCGGAGCUUACUGCGCCGCUCACACGGACUCCAGUGGUGCGAUGAAAAUCGUCAACAUGCUCAAUCAGCUGUACACAGCGUUCGAUGUGCUCACCGAUCCGAAGAAGAACCCAAAUGUGUACAAGGUCGAAACUGUUGGUGACAAAUACAUGGCCGUGAGCGGAUUACCGGAACCAUGUCGUUGCCAUGCACGGUGCAUCGCUCGUCUCGCAUUGGAUAUGAUGGAUCUAGCCGCGGACGAAGUGCAGAUCGAUGGCGAGCCUGUGAAAAUCACCAUCGGCAUCCACAGCGGAGAGGUUGUGACCGGGGUAAUUGGACACCGUAUGCCUCGUUACUGCCUGUUUGGAAAUACGGUGAACCUCACCAGUCGAACUGAGACCACCGGGGAACCGGGUAAAAUAAACGUCUCCGAGGACGCAUACAGAUAUCUGUGCAUGCCGGAGAAUCAGGAUCCCCAAUUUUUGCUGGAGUACAGAGGGCCUGUGUCUAUGAAGGGCAAGUCGGAACCCAUGAACGUGUGGUUCCUGUCCAGAGAAAGGGAGCUACCUGCGUAAAUUUGCAAUCGCUGUGGCGACCGCCAUCGUAGCAAUAUUUUUACUACUCAGCUCGAGCUCUCAAUUCAUUUAGCGCAUUAUAUAGAAAAAUACAAUUUUUACGGUUCUAAUACUCUAUAAACGAGCGUUCUUCAACUAUCACACAAAACACAAACUGUAGAAAAUUUCUUUGUACGGUACGAUAUUUAAUUCUAGGAUGACUUCCGUUAGAUUCAACGCUUAACCAAGUCCCUCGAUGAUUUCAUUUUUAAUAGAUAAGUUUGAAUUAUCAAGUUAAGCCAAUGUAUCGAUUUGAAAUUGCAGAAGAGAAACCGCAGCGACCGUCACGAUACAUGAGUAAAUCACACGAUAAAAGUAAUCGUACGCUUUAGCGAAUAUUGCGAGAGGAAGAUGGAAAUUUCCAUGAGAUAUACCCCUUAAAGCAACAAAAUCAAACGGAGAACGUUUUCUAUCAGCGAAUGUCACUUCGUUAGGUAAUGCUUGAUUCUUCGGUUACAAAAUUUAUUAUUUGCAUUUGUCAACGUCGUUACUCUAUGGAAUAUUUAUCAAGUCAAUAGUACCACGUCACGAAAACAAUUCUCAAGUUAUCAAGUUACAAGCACAACAGGACAACCUAUUAUAUUAUUCAGAAGUCCUCCUAGGCUUAGGUCGUACUAAAAAUGGUUCCUUGUUAAUAUAUAUCAUCGUCCAUACGGCGAUCUCGAAUCUCUACGUGCAUUUGCCAACUUAACGACCAGUGUUUACCACUUGUAAAUGUAAGAGGCAAUCAAAUAUAAAUGUCACCGAUAUUGGGUAGCGUGUCCACCGAUA
This is a messenger RNA of Bombus huntii, 2920 nucleotides long. It is a transcript of the gene Gycbeta100B, whose product is annotated as guanylate cyclase soluble subunit beta-1. The transcript is spliced from 15 exons. Gene Ontology annotation, molecular function: heme binding; guanylate cyclase activity. The record is from RefSeq and is a predicted model, not a curated record. Gene Ontology annotation, biological process: cGMP biosynthetic process; response to oxygen levels. Gene Ontology annotation, cellular component: guanylate cyclase complex, soluble. Lineage: Eukaryota; Metazoa; Arthropoda; Insecta; Hymenoptera; Apidae. Bases 395 to 2110 code for a protein of 571 amino acids.